Molecule: messenger RNA, 1363 nt
Organism: Xylaria bambusicola
Lineage: Eukaryota; Fungi; Ascomycota; Sordariomycetes; Xylariales; Xylariaceae
Product: inositol monophosphatase
Exons: 4
Coding region: 211-1209 (332 amino acids)
Biological process (GO): inositol metabolic process; signal transduction
Molecular function (GO): inositol monophosphate 1-phosphatase activity
Source: RefSeq, a predicted model, not a curated record
CCACCUACUACUUAUCUCUAAUGCUGCUAAACCCUUAGCCAUAGUAGGAAAUUCCAUUCAUAUAUACACAUUUCGAGCCUUCUACCUGUUCUUUGAGCAAUAAUAAAGACUUUAUCAAUAGAAAAUCAUUCCAUACACUUCGGUUUCAGCCAAGUCUUGACUUAGACCCUCAAUACUCACCUGAGUCCCUUCCAAAGACCUGAAAAGGAAAUGAGCGAGAUAUCGGAGCAGGAGCUAGGCGAAAUAUAUGACUUUGCCGUACAACUUGGUAAAGAUGCAGGAAAUCUACUUAUGAGCUUCGCGAAGGCACGGUGGGGAGAUAAGGGCAGCGGGGAGCAGCUGUUUUCUGAGAAGGAUAAUGCCGUUGAUAUCGUGACUAAAGCCGAUGAGGAUGUCGAGGCUUUCGUCAAGAUCUCCAUUGAGAAGAAAUAUCCUACACACAAGUUCAUAGGAGAGGAGACUUACUCGAAAGGGGCGUCGCGCGACUAUCUGAUUGGCAAUGAGCCUACAUGGUGCGUCGACCCUCUUGACGGCACGGUCAACUACACACAUCUCUUCCCAAUGUUCUGCGUCUCUAUUGCUUUCAUCGUGAACGGGAAGGCCGUUGUGGGGGUGAUAUACGCGCCCUUUCUGAACCAGUUGUUCACGGCUUGCAAGGGGAGAGGGGCGUGGCUCAACGAAACGCAGCAACUACCACUAAUAAGGAACCCGAUUCCACCCAUGCCAGCACGCGCGCCCGGUGGCUGCAUCUUCUCGUGCGAGUGGGGAAAGGACAGGAGAGAUACACCUGACGGGAACAUGCAUCGAAAAGUCGAGAGUUUCAUCAACAUGGCUGCCGAAGCCGGCGGGCGAGACGGAAAGGGCGGUAUGGUGCAUGGAAUAAGAAGUCUUGGGAGCGCCACGCUUGAUCUUGCAUACGUGGCUAUGGGCGCGUUUGAUAUCUGGUGGGAAGGCGGCUGUUGGGAAUGGGAUGUCUCGGCUGGUAUCGCGAUCCUGCAGGAGGCUGGCGGCCUUGUCACGACCGCAAACCCACCACAAGAUCACCAAACGGCGGAAAUUACAGAUGUGCGGUUAGGCAGCAGACUUUAUCUCGCCAUCAGGCCAGCAGGACCAUCAGACACCGAAACUGGACGACAAACGCAAGAGCGAGUCGUUCAUGAAGUGUGGAAACGAGUCAGAGAGUUGGAUUACAGUAGACCGGGUGCUUAGGUUAGAUCAUGAUACGUUUCUUCUUAGAACGGCUAUACACAGAUAAAUAGACCAGAAAGAAUCUAAACACAGAUUGGAUGGUCUAAACUAGUGGGCUGUAUGCACUCGAAGUAAAUGAUAUAACGCCCGCUCAAUGCACCAUCCCAGAUAAAUC